ACUGCUUCAUCUUCUUCGAGUGCUUGAUUGCUUCAUCUUCUUCGAGUGGCUGCCGGAAAGACGACUGGAAGUGGAAGCUGGGACAAAUCUGGGGGGCAAAUCCGGCCUCCCAUCGCCGAUAGGGAGGGGAGAACAAUGGGGGAUUUCAUCACCUCAACUCACCGCGCCAAGUGGAUUUUCUCUCCACAAGAUCUUAAGGAAAAACACAAGGCCGCCAAUCAGAGGGCUAAACAGGCAUUGGAGAAGUAUGGAACAACCCGAAUGGAAGUAGAUGUUGAUGGAUCUUUUUCAUACGCGGAACCUCUGACCGAUGCUAAAUUUACUGGUGAGAAGCGUCCAAAAGCUCUAAAAGUUGAGGAAGAGCAACUUCUGAGAGCCUUUUAUGAGUCUAAAAUUCAAGACGUAUGUGAUGCCUUUAAAUUCCCAUGCAAAAUUCAGGCUACAGCUCUCAUUUACUUUAAAAGAUUUUAUCUGCAAUGGUCUGUCAUGGAACAUCACCCAAAAAACAUCAUGUUAACCUGCAUAUACACUGCAUGCAAAGCUGAAGAGAAUCAUGUUUCAGCGGAGGAGCUCGGUAAGGGGAUUGAACAGGAUCAUCAUGUUAUCCUCAAUAAUGAAAUGCUUGUUCUUCAGAGCUUAGAUUUUGAUCUCAUUGUUUUUGCUCCAUAUCGGGCAGUUGAAGGUUUUUUGAAUGAUAUAGAGGAGUUUUGUGGAACUAAAGAUCAACAUAUCAAUUCAUUAAAGAAUUUAUUUGAAAGCGCAAAAAAGGAAGCUGACAAGAUUAUGCUUACGGAUGCAACCCUUUUAUUUCCACCAGGGCAGUUGGCACUGGCAGCUCUGCGUAGAGCCAACGGAAUUCCUGGGGUUCUUGAUUUUGACAGAUACCUGGAAAGAAUUCUAGCACACCAACAAGCCAGUAAUGCCAUCUUGGACCUAAGUGGCCCUUUAAAUGCGAUUGAUUCUAUGAUAAAUAAACUUGUGUUCCCAUCUCCCAAAGACGUGAAGCACAUUGACCGGAAAUUAAAAGCAUGCCUGGAUCCUGGUUUGCACGACAAAAGUAAGAAGAGGAAGCACAGAUCCAAUGAAAGUUCAAACGAUGUGCCCAACUUGGCUUGAGUUCUAACAAAUGCAGUACUCUCAGGUGGAACUAUUCAGUUUUUGCCACUUUGUCCCAAGAUUCAUGCUGGCUGUACAGGACUUGCAAAAUUGGAUGCUGUUUUCUGUUUUCUUUCGUUUAUACGGAGUAAUUUUCAUUAAGGGUGGAGAGAAAAAGAACAGAUAUUUUUGUUUGUUUCAAUCUCAAUUUGGUGCAAUCCAUAACACUUUUACUUGUUGUAGAGCUUAAUUAAGUGUUGAAUCACUUGUAUCCAACCAAGAUUGGUUAUGAGCAACAUAGUUGUAGUUGAACUGCAUUUCAUGGAAGUAACUUUUUUAGUUUAAGGAUAUAUGACUCAAAUAGUGGGUCCAUCUAUGAAUAUUUGUCUAGUUUGAUUUUUUUAAUUAAAUUGAAUACAUUUUA
This is a messenger RNA of Cuscuta campestris, 1519 nucleotides long. The record is from the annotation of a GenBank genome assembly. NCBI's taxonomy places the organism in Eukaryota, Viridiplantae, Streptophyta, Magnoliopsida, Solanales, Convolvulaceae.